Uloborus diversus is the source of this 1303-nucleotide messenger RNA. It is a transcript of the gene mRF1, whose product is annotated as peptide chain release factor 1-like, mitochondrial. Gene Ontology annotation, biological process: translational termination. The transcript is spliced from 7 exons. The record is from RefSeq and is a predicted model, not a curated record. Bases 5 to 1237 code for a protein of 410 amino acids. Gene Ontology annotation, molecular function: translation release factor activity. Lineage: Eukaryota; Metazoa; Arthropoda; Arachnida; Araneae; Uloboridae.
GAGCAUGCCUUUGAUACGAAUGAAAAGUAUUCAUUAUGCCGUUAAAUUAUUUUCGAGAAGAGCAUUUGUUGCCCCAAAGGGCAAAAAUAUAAACACAGGAAUUUCUGCAUGCGCUGAAAAAGGGUUGGACAUUUUCCAGUCAGAUUUAUAUGAGGAUAUUCGGUUGCAGAAACACAUUAAACUAUUGAAAGACCGAUAUAUACAAUCUCAUGCCCAAGCUGUUCCUAAAGCUGGUGAACAUAUUUAUGGAAAUGAGUUACUGCAUAAAAUGAUGUCAGUUAUUAAUAGCAUUGAACAGUUGAAUUCUGAGUUGAGAGAGCUUUUAGUAUUUAUAAAAGAACUUGAAGAAAAAAAGGAUGAACUUCUGAGUACAGCCUUAUUGGAAAAAAAGAACUUGGAAAAUAGUUUAGAACACUUAAAAAUUAAGGUUUUACAUUUCCUCAUUCCAGAUGAAAUUGUUGAUGAUAAAGAUAUUAUCUUAGAGUUAAGUGCUGGAGUGGGAGGACAAGAAGCUAUGCUUUUCACAAAAACCAUGUUUGACAUGUACUGUCGAUACGCACAGUGGAAGAACUGGAGUUUUGAAAUUCUGAAAUUUGAUACUACAGAUAUAGGUGGCUUAAGAACUGGACAUAUUGCAAUUUGUGGUUCCAAUGCAUUCAAAGUAAUGAAAUAUGAAUGUGGUGUUCAUAGAGUUCAAAGAGUACCAAAAACUGAAAGAGCAGGUAGAAUUCAUACUAGUACAAUGACUGUAGCAGUUCUGCCUCAGCCGUCAGAAAUUGAUAUUGUAAUUGAGCCAAAAGACAUUGAACUUGAGUUUAAGCGCUCUAGUGGAGCAGGAGGCCAACAUGUGAAUACAACAGAUAGUUGUGUGAGAAUAACUCACAAAGCUACAGGUAUUGUUACUGAAAGUCAAAUGGAACGUAACCAGCACCGAAACAGGGAACUGGCUUUGAAAGCACUUCGUGCUAAACUGUAUGAAAGGGAAUUGCAAAGCUUCACACAAGAAACAAAAUCUAACAGGAAGUUACAGAUUGGAACAGCAGCAAGAUCCGAAAAGGUUCGAACGUACAACUAUCCUCAAGACAGAAUUACAGAUCAUAGAGCUCACAUUAAUAUGUUUGAUAUAGAACUAUUUUUUCAAGGAGAAGAACAUUUUGAUCAGUUAUUGAAAAAAUUAGAAACAUGGAACCAAGUACAGUCCUUACAUGAAAUUUUAAAUAAAUAUGAUGCUAAUUGAAAAUUUUAUUUCUAUAAAACAUUUAUUCACGUAAAAGAUUUUAAUUACAGAUUUCACAUUGCAGUA